AUGGCAUUGCUCGAUCACCUGCUGAAGACGCUCAUACUGCUUGUCGCUGCUAUAUUUACGAUCAUUCGUUCAACACUCGCUAACCGAGGUCGCCGCAACGCGCAAAAGCAGGACCCCGAUUCUCCCAAUGCCAUGAUGGUGGACCCUGUCGACAAUGCCACACACGUCGUCGAUGUCAACGGCCCGCUCGAGAGGGACUCUGUAACUGAGAUCACGCCUGAUACCCUUGCCGACGAUGCUGAGCCGGCGCCACCCAUGCCUUUAGCCAACGACUUUGAGGCUAUCAAGGAGCUUGUUAUGACGCCGUUGCAAGAAGAGCCUAAAGUCAUAGAGGAUGCCUAUAACACAUGGACGGUAGAGAAUUGGAGAAGCUUGUCUAAGAAGGAGCACGGCCCAAUAUUUCAAGCAGGCGGGUUCCCAUGGUACGCAAGCCCCUCCUCCAGGAUGCCUCUUGGGAUUCACGAGAGCUCGAUGCUGACAAGGGAAUUAAUUUACAGGCGCAUUCUACUAUUCCCCCACGGCAACAAUACGUCAAACGUCGCAAUAUACCUCGAGCAUGGUUUCGAGCCGGACAAGAUUCCAGAGGACUGGAGCUGUUGCGUUCAGUUUGCGCUUGUUCUUUGGAACCCCAACGAUCCUUCCAUCUAUGCGCAUCACACGGCGCACCAUCGAUUUACCAAGGACGAGGGUGACUGGGGUUUCACGAGGUUUCAAGAGCUUAGUAAACUCUUCAACGUUCCCUACGAUGACGCUAACCGGCCGCUGAUUGAAGACGAGACGGCGAACAUCACCGCAUAUGUGCGGAUCUUGGAGGACGAAACUGGUGUCAUGUGGCAUAGUUUCGCCAACUACGACUCCAAGAAAGAGACUGGCUAUGUCGGCCUCAAGAAUCAAGGUGCAACAUGCUACCUCAACUCUCUGUUGCAGUCCCUCUACUUCACCAAUGCUUUCCGCAAGGCCAUCUAUCAGAUACCUACAGAGCAGGAAGAAAGCAUAAAUAACAGUGCUUACACCCUCCAGCGGUUAUUUUAUCAACUGCAAACCUCGUCAAACGCUGUAGGUACAGCUGAGCUUACCAAAUCAUUCGGAUGGGAAACGCGGCACAUCUUUGAGCAACAGGACGUGCAAGAGCUCUCCAGGAAGCUCAUGGAGCGCAUGGAGGAGAAAAUGAAGGGGACAGACGCCGAGAAUCUUCUGCCUGAGCUCUUCAGUGGCAAGAUCAAAACUUACAUCUCUUGCAUACACGUUAAAUACGAGUCGAGCCGGAUCGAGGAUUUCUGGGAUGUACAGUUGAACGUGAGCAAGAUGGGCAACCUGCUUAACAGCUUCCAGGAUUACGUCUCUGUCGAGAAGAUGGAGGGUGAGAACAAGUAUUUUGCCGGUGAUGAGUACAAACUGCAGGAGGCAAACAAGGGCGUUAUUUUCAUGAGUUUCCCUGACGUUCUGCAUCUGCAGCUCAAGCGUUUUGAGUAUGACUUUACCAAGGACGCCAUGGCAAAAGUUAACGAUCGCUACGAGUUUCCUGAGGUAUUUGACGCUGCACCGUACCUCUCGGAGGACGCCGACAAGUCGGAGCCUUGGAUUUACCAGUUACAUGGUGUGCUUGUGCAUAGUGGUGACCUCAAUGCGGGUCACUACUACGCAUUUCUGAAGCCAGACAAGGAUGGCUGGUUCUACAAAUAUGACGAUGACAAGGUCACCAAGGCGACCAAGAGGGAGGUACUUGAGGACAAUUUUGGAGGACCCUUCCAGUACAGCAACGGCAUCCGCCCGCAAGGACAAAAGAAAGUUGCGAUGAGGCCUAACAGUGCAUACAUGUUGGUGUACUUCCGUCAAUCGCGGCUUGACAAGAUUUUGACGCCAGUUACGCACGAGGAUAUUCCACGUCACAUUGAAACCGGAUACCUUGAGGAGGCAUCCGCCAGGGAGGCGAAGAGGAAAGAGCGUGAAGAGCAGCACCUCUAUCGCUGGAUCAAAGCCGUCACGCCGUCUUCAUAUCAAGCACACAAUGGGUUUGAUCUUACGAAUUUUGAUGCAGUCUCCUCACAGACGACAGAUCCUUCACCGGGUGCCCCCAAACUAUACAAGGUACUUCGGACGGCAACCAUGGAACAAGUCACUGAGAUCAUCGCCAAAGAUCUUGGGCAGGAUCCCGCGAGAGUCAGGCUAUGGCUAAUGGUCGGCCGUCAAAACAAGACGGUUCGUCCUGACCAGCCCAUCAUGGACUUGCGGCCGACCUUGGACGAGACCUAUUCAAGAUUAGCGACACAGAGAGAAGAUUCUUUGCGCCUGUGGGUUGAGUUUGCUGAAGAGAUGGGUGAAAAUGGAGAGGCCGCUUGGCCAACAUACCAAGGCCCCUCACCCACAGGUGUUAUUUUCAAGAACGACCUUAUUCUUCUUUUCAUCAAGUGUUUUGACGCUGAAGCACAAUGUCUCACUGGUCUUGGUCAUGUGUACAUCAGCAGGGAAAAGAAGGUUGACGACCUGAUUCCCCACAUUCUGAAGAAGAUGGGCCUGGAGAAGCUUCCAAGUGACGAGAAGAUACUUCUAUGGGAAGAAAUCAAACCCGGCAUGAUCGAGAGCCUUAAGGGCAAGCAAUCGCUCAAAGCCGCGGAGCUGCAGGACGGAGACAUCGUGUGUGUCCAGCGCAAAAAGGAAACUGGUUCACAAAACUUCCUAGAAAAGAGGUUAAGCAGCGACACUCGUUCGACUGAUGACACCUCAAGAAAGACGGAGAACUUUGAGGACGCAAAGGAGUACUACGAGUUCCUGGUCAACAGGAAAACGGUCAAGUUUAACGCACACCCUACAAAGUGUGACCCGAACGAGUACCCGCCAUUCGAAAUGGUCCUGAACUCAAAGAUGACGUACGACCAGCUUGCAGAGAAAUUGGGCGAACGCCUUGGAGUUCCAGAGACGCACUUGAGGUUCUGGACUCUUCACGGGACCACAGGACUGCCUCGAACGGCGGUCAAACGUGGACCGCAACAGACUCUGAAUACUAUCCUCAACCCUGCUGGUUUCAGCCAGUUGAACUCAGCGCAGCGCAAUGAUGCUCUUUAUUUUGAGAUUCUGGAUAUGAGCCUUGCAGAGCUUGACACCAAGAAGAAUGUCAAGAUCACAUGGCUUAGUGAAGGAAUUGUCAAAGAGGAACACUAUGAUUUACUUGUAACCAAGAGCGGUGUUGUUGAGGAUAUCAUUGAGGCGCUCAUCAAAAAGGCCAAGCUCAAGUCAGAAGAAGAUGGCGGCGAGAUCCGUCUGUAUGAGGUCAAUGGCCACAAAUUUACAAGAGAACUUCCGCGAGAGUAUCCAGUCAUAAGCCUCAACGACUACCUAACGCUGGUUGCGGAGCGUGUACCAGAGGAGGAGCUGGACGCCAAGGAUCAGGGCCAGUUUGUUUAUGCUUUCCAUUUCCAGAAUGAGCCUAACAGGAUGCACGGAAUGCCGUUCAAAUUCUUGCUCAAAUCGGGAGAGCCAUUCUCGGAGACCAAGAAAAGGCUUGAGAAAAGGACUGCUAUCCGCGGCAAGAACUUUGAAAAAAUCAAGUUCGCCAUAGUACGGCGAUCGUCGUACUCAAGACCUCAAUACAUAAAUGAUGACGAUGUGUUGUGGGAUAUCCUUCAACCGGAAGACGAGUACCUGGGUCUUGAUCAUGCAGAUAGGUCACGAUCUUUGCGAAACGGCGUUGGCGACCUCUUUUUGAGGUAAACUGGCGUGGGGAGUUCCAUGAUAAACAUGUUGACUCGAUUUCUCUGCCGGUGUCUAUUGUGCUGUCCUACUCCCACGAGGAUUGCCAAGACAUCGGAAUUCGUAUCCGAUUUCAACAGUAGUGACACAAAUCAGAAACGUCACGGAUUAAGAAUAUUAUGUCUUUUUCUUUUUCCUUCCAGCAAACACAUUGGACUUCUCGCUUUCAUUCUCAGCAAAGCUUUCCAUUAUAAUUCGUGUCUUCGUCUCAUUAGGUUCUUUGGCUCCGGGACACUACGAAGUACAUGAAUUACACAUAUUGGGGUCGAUGCGGCCAUGGAUGAUGGGCAAAGACAGCGAAUAGCAAACCUUGAGGAUUCUUUCUCUUUUCCUGGGAGCAUGAUGUUUGGUGCAAGAGGAGUUAAGAACUCUGCUGUUGACUAUCGAAAAGGAGCACAUUUUUGCCAGGUCUUUUUUUGUCUGCGUUCUUUUUGUUGGCUGUAUGCGGCAUGCUUGUAAUUGCUUCGUCGCCUCUUUUUUCUUCUUACGUAUGCUGAAGCGGGGUAGAGAAUACAGAAUUGAUGGACGAUGGUGUUGCUAAUAGGAAUAUGCAUGACUCACGGAGAAUAUAUACCUACCCAGGUAGUUAUGAGAUGGACUAGCUUGGAAACGAACAGACGAGUUUAAUUAUAGUCUGGUA
Messenger RNA from Pyricularia grisea, 4387 nucleotides. RefSeq lists its product as uncharacterized. Lineage: Eukaryota; Fungi; Ascomycota; Sordariomycetes; Magnaporthales; Pyriculariaceae. The record is from RefSeq and is a predicted model, not a curated record. The transcript is spliced from 8 exons. Bases 1 to 3708 code for a protein of 1235 amino acids. Gene Ontology annotation, molecular function: cysteine-type endopeptidase activity; protein binding; cysteine-type deubiquitinase activity. Gene Ontology annotation, biological process: regulation of protein stability; protein deubiquitination. Gene Ontology annotation, cellular component: cytosol; nucleus.